Messenger RNA from Ectocarpus sp. CCAP 1310/34, 1650 nucleotides. The record is from the annotation of a GenBank genome assembly. NCBI's taxonomy places the organism in Eukaryota, Phaeophyceae, Ectocarpales, Ectocarpaceae.
ACGACUCUAACAGCAUCUUCAUGCUACGCGUGCUUUCGUCACAGACGGCCGGAAUGCCUUUGCUCGUGGAUCUUGCGGGUACCUUUCCAUGAUAAGCUUUUUGAAAGUGACCGUGAUCCACCUUGUCGAGACCCGCAGCUUCCUCUUGCGUCGUGCCAGCAACAUCUUGUACAGCUCCUUCUCCGCGUCAGGGAACCACAGCCGCCGUCGAGUGCAUGUCGCCAUCAGACUACUCCGCACCUUGUCAGCUGCCUGCUGCACGAGAGAGUCUUCAUCCUUCUGCCAUUUGCUGAUAUUGCUGGCCGAGAUCCCUGACUUAUGUUCCAAGUAAAAGAGAGGGGUCAUACCGAAGUGCGCACGAACCUCCGUUGACCGCGACUCUAGAUCUCGCAGCUCCAUAAUAACACCGACCUUCUCGCGCGAGGUGUACCGUCUCCUCGAGGCUGCUCCACACGUUUUCUUUGGUGGCGACUCCGUUUGUGAAAAGCCGUCGUUCACGAGGUUGUUGUUCCGCUCGGCUCCAGGGCGUAAAGGCUGCAGCACAAACGUCACGGACCCUGGCGGACAUGUCGCGCCGCAUCCGCGACUCUCUCCAUGGUGAAACGCAACGUGCCAGCAACGUCCUGACGGUGUCCCACCCCAAGAGAAGAGAUGAUGCCCCCGCCCCCUUCCUGUUCGUUGAACACUACCGUUGAACUGAGAUCUUCGCUUCACGCUCGUGGUCAGUUUUGAUGUGCACCCCAAGGCCCUGGGUGUUGAAGAAAGGACGGUUGCACUUCGUACAAGGCACUGUCGGUUGAGACGGUGGAGGCGCGGCAAAAUUGAUGUUCGUGAUCUCCUCCGUGCUGCCGUCCCCACGCGUACGCACCACCUGCACAGAAACGGGGGAGGGAGGGCAUCGGAGGGCGGUGGUAUUGUUCAUUCCUGCUCGAGUUUAUUAUUUGUUGUUUGAAAGAUAGCAACAUAAACUCGUUCAACAAAGAGUGCUGAAGCGGGUAAGGCCAGCACAGCAGCAUGUAUGAAGACGCAUGUCGGAAAGGGUUGACAAAAAAAGAGGCGAACCUGGUACGGAGGCACGCUGGCGACUUACUGCUACAGACAUGUUCUUGCCAUUAAGUGCGAGCAGAAGCGGCUCAAAAAUCAUUUUUAUGCGGCAUUUCAACAAUAAUUGUAAGCGUUGGGAUCAUUCAUCACGUGGUUGACAGCAGCAGCGGUAUGACGCAAAUCGAAGACAAAGAAUAGCAGAAAAACUCACGCAAACAGAAAGAGACUCACAACACAGAGCAUUCGAUGCCAACAAUACAUACAAGUAGAAGUAAAGUGUAUUUUGGACACAAAAAAAAACAAAAACAAAUUGAAAAAAAAUACUGGUCUGUCCGCAUCUCGGUGGCGCUGAAUAAAUUUUAACGGUAGUGUUAUAUACGACACCGGUGUCGUACUUCCUUAUAUACGACACCUACCAUUUCUUGGCCCACAGGGCUCCAAUCGGCGUACAACAAAAUGCGCUGUGUAGCCACGGCCCGCAGCUAUCAGCCCAUACCAUUUUGGGUCAAAUCGGCCGAGUGGUUACGGAGAAAGAGCCGAAAAUAGGGGGCUCCGCAACUUAUCGGGGGGGUGUCAGCGACGUUCCGGUCAUAACUCCUUGCACAG